Messenger RNA from Racocetra persica, 127 nucleotides. NCBI's taxonomy places the organism in Eukaryota, Fungi, Glomeromycota, Glomeromycetes, Diversisporales, Gigasporaceae. The record is from the annotation of a GenBank genome assembly.
AUGCUUCCUUUUUUAAAAUACCAACAUCCAAACCAAAAAUAUAUUUACUACAAACUUAUUUUUUUCACUGAAUUAAUGCUAUACCUUAGAAUGAUAUUACUUAUACUCACUGGUGAAAAAUUAAAUA